Molecule: messenger RNA, 2172 nt
Organism: Malassezia japonica
Lineage: Eukaryota; Fungi; Basidiomycota; Malasseziomycetes; Malasseziales; Malasseziaceae
Exons: 1
Coding region: 1-2172 (723 amino acids)
Source: RefSeq, a predicted model, not a curated record
AUGCCCAAGUUCCGGCGGAGCGCGAAGCGGACGCCGACCGGGAGCGACGCGGCGUACCAGUCGCUGCGUCGGCUGCUCCUCUCGCCGUCUGCGAAUGCGAACCAACUCGAAGCGAUGGACCGCAAUGCGCUGUACGGCUCGAUCGGACUCUACUUGUCGGCGAUGGCGCUGCCGAACGUCACCGAAUUCGCCCAGGUCCUGGUGACCUCGCCGUCGCUCUGGACGCCACCUGCCCGGAAAGAUGCUGCGCAGGUACUUGUGACGCGCGCUACAUCCCUAGUGCAGGCGCUGCUCUUUGCCGUCGACGAGCGCAUCUCACUCAUCACCGACAACGUCGGCCGCCAUGCACCGCAGUCGGCGCCGGGCGAAAUGAGCGCAUGGGUGCGCGCGGUGCUCGACGGCAUCCACCAGGCACUCGAGGCGCAUGGCUCUCGCUCUGCGACGCUUCUGCCAAAGCUCACGCUCCUCACAGGCCUAUUGCGCGGCAUCGAGAGUGCCCGCACCCAGCGCAAGAAGCAGAACGACAAGCAGCGCGCGCGCGCGCCCCCUUUCCACCUGCGCCGCCUCUCUGGUACACUGCAGUCAGAGUGGGCUGCGUCGUGUGCGCAGCUGCUCCAGGCCGUGAGCGAAGAAAAGACGUCGCGCGCCGUGCACGGCGCGCGGCUUGCGGCGCUCGCGAUGGCCGCGCAGUGUGUCGAUAUCCUCCCCGAGGCGCAGAUGCAACUUGUGGACGACAGUCUGUGGAUCCAGUCUGCGUUCCCUGCGCUGCUCGACGUGUUUGGCUGUGCAUCCAACACACACUCCCUGGAUGGCCUGUUUGCCGACCUGGGCGAAAAAGACGGCCAGGUCGUCGUCGGCGAGCACGCGCGGUGCGUUGCGUGGACUUCAGCCGUGCAGGACCAUCCCCUGUAUAGCCUCGCAGGGCCCAUUUCGCGGCUGCUGGCGAGCGCGCUGCAGCGCCAGAGCCUUGCGUUGAACCCUGCGCAGGUCGAGCAGAUGCUUGGCGAGAGCGAUAUGCAGAUCCUAGUCACGCUGCAGACCAUCAGUGCCAAGCUCGACCACGCAUGGUGCUCGAGCAAGCUCGCUGGUGUGGAAAAAGACGGCAUCGAUCCCCUGAGCCACCCCCGCACGACGGCCGUCUGGCAGGUGUUCAAGACCUUCUUGUUCGCCGUGACGAUGGUGCUGGAUGCGGUGACGAACGCGGUUGUGGAGCGGUGCCCCUCGCCGAGCGAGACCUAUGCGCCAGCGCGCAACGCCCCCAAGCUGAACGGCUGGGAGGCGAUGGCGACGAGCAACACGCCUGCGCCCUACCUGCGUAUCAUGACCGAUGUGGUGCACGUCUACCUUCCCCUCUACUUCAUUACGUCGUCGUUCGGCCUGGACGGCUUUGAGUCCUACCGCAAGGUCUUUUACUCGGCGCUGGACGUGCUGAGCCGUGACCCCGAGGCGUGCACGCAGCUCACGGCGGCGCUGGCUGCGUCCGUACUAGGCAGCGACGCGCCUGGCGCCCAGUCGGCGCAGGCCGCGACCUUUGGCCAGCGCAUCCACACGACCUACUUUUUGCUGGUCGCCGAGCAGCUGGUGAGCGAGGUGCCGAACGCCAUGAUCGACCACCUGAUCCUGCCCAUGUGCCGCCCCUACCUGCAAGACACGAGCUUCCAGGACGCGUUCGAGUCGGCGCACUCGGUCAUCCUGGCGCUGUACACUGCUCAAAGCCCUUGCACGUUGGAGCUCGCUCCCUUUUAUGUACACUUGCUGCUGCGCAGCUACCCCACGCACCUCAGCGAGACGCAGCUGACCACGGCGCUGGACACGGUCGUCGCCUCGCUGUCAGACCGCAGCGACUCGCUGGCGUGGUGGUGCGUGGAGCAGGUCGACCAGGACAUCAGCCACGCGCGUCUCGGCGACGCGCAAAACGACCGUGUCCGUGUGCUGACGCAUGCGCUUGCGUCGCUCAUUUCCCACGUGAAUCUGGUCCUUUUGCGCUCGCUGCUGACCAAGGUCAGUGCGCAAAUCCUGUUGCUCCCCCAAGGGAGCCAAGCGCGGAGCGAGCUGGUCGAGGCGACCUUUGAGGCGCUUGGCGACAUGAAUGCGUCCACGCGUGAAGAGGCGAUGCGCUGGUGGCUCGACAAGAGCCCCACCUUUACGCUCGGCAUGCCUGCCGAUGCGUAA